CAAUCCCCGCCAAAAACCCUAGGUUAUAAUCCUCAUAAUCUCCCCAUUUCCAGUUUCCUCCUCUCACAAUCAGAAGCCGCCGCCGACAAUGCCGCCGAAGUUCGAUCCCUCUCAGGUCGUCGACGUCUACGUCCGCGUCACCGGCGGAGAGGUCGGCGCCGCCAGCUCUCUGGCACCGAAGAUCGGGCCGCUCGGCCUCUCCCCGAAGAAAAUCGGUGAAGACAUUGCUAAAGAGACAGCCAAGGACUGGAAGGGCCUCCGCGUAACCGUGAAGCUCACCGUCCAGAACCGUCAGGCGAAGGUCACCGUCGUUCCCUCCGCCGCGGCGCUCGUCAUCAAGGCGCUCAAAGAGCCGGAGCGCGACCGGAAGAAGACGAAGAACAUCAAGCACAAUGGAAACAUCUCCCUCGACGACGUCAUUGAGAUCGCGAAGGUGAUGAGUCCGCGCUCCAUGGCCAAGGACUUGUCCGGCACCGUCAAGGAGAUCUUAGGCACCUGCGUCUCUGUUGGCUGCACUGUCGACGGAAAGGAUCCCAAGGAUCUGCAGCAGGAGAUCUCAGAUGGUGACGUCGAGAUCCCGGAGAAUUGAGCUAGAUCAGGUUAAGUUCGUAUACUUUUUUAAUUUAAUCUGAUUAUUUUGGAGGAAACGAUUAUGAUGAUGAAUUUUUGAUGUGCUAUUAAUGGUAAUAGUAUUAUUACUUUA
This is a messenger RNA of Salvia miltiorrhiza (redroot sage), 703 nucleotides long. RefSeq names its product 60S ribosomal protein L12-1. Gene Ontology annotation, biological process: translation. The transcript has a single exon. The coding region runs from base 89 to 589 and encodes 166 amino acids. Lineage: Eukaryota; Viridiplantae; Streptophyta; Magnoliopsida; Lamiales; Lamiaceae. Gene Ontology annotation, molecular function: structural constituent of ribosome; large ribosomal subunit rRNA binding. Gene Ontology annotation, cellular component: cytosolic large ribosomal subunit; ribosome. The record is from RefSeq and is a predicted model, not a curated record.